Messenger RNA from Triticum urartu, 588 nucleotides. The record is from RefSeq and is a predicted model, not a curated record. NCBI's taxonomy places the organism in Eukaryota, Viridiplantae, Streptophyta, Magnoliopsida, Poales, Poaceae.
UCUCUCUUUUUUGCAGGGACCAGGGCAGGAAUUAAAAAGCAAACAAAAGCAGGGGCCAUGAGUACAUCUCAACUUUUACUGUAUUUCUUGUUGACAACUAGUGCAGAGCAAGCAAGCAAGGCACUGGAGAUGAACAAAUUACAGAACCCUGUACUUGUUCUCACCAGCAGCAGCACGAGUAGGGGACCUCAAGCGGCAGCAGACGAGAAGGGGAUCUCCGGGCGGCAGCACGAGCAGGGGAGGAGCAGCAAGUUGCGGAGAAGCAGCAGAAGGGGCUCCAGCUUGAGGUCCAGGAUCGCAAAAGAGCUUGAGGAUGAGCUUGAGGGAGCUCGUGGUCUAGGCGCGGCGGGAGCUCGUGGUCCAGGCGCUCGAGACCCAGGCGCGUGCGGGUCCUGGCCGGCGGCGGCGCAGGCCCUGCGAGGAAGGAGGGGAUAUCGUCGACGCAGGUCCUGGGCGGCGGAGGAGCACGUCUUGUGCGGUGACGGAGCAAGCAGGGCGGCGCAGGUCCUUGGCGGCGGAGGAGCAAGCAGGGCGGCGCGGGUCCUGGGCCGCGGAGGAGCACGUCCUGUGCGGCAAUGGAGCAAGUAG